AUGGUAGCUGAUGUUAUCUCUGGCUCAUCCUGGUCGUUUCCUCAUCCACGCUCUCAGCAGGAAGUGGCCUUUCACUCUUAUUUAACUACUAUUCCCCUUCCACUUCCUAAUGAUGUCAAUGAUGUAUUUGAAUGGAAAACUCCUGAUUGUACUUUGAAUGUGUUUAACUCUAGGGCUACUUGGGAGGUGCUGAGACCUAGACAGCCAAGCCAAGCCUGGCAUGAUGUCGUCUGGUUCAAAGGGGCUCUGCCGAAGCACGCCUUCACGAUGUGGGUAGCGAACUACGAUCGCCUACCGACAAGAUCAAGACUGAUCUCUUGGGGUCUUGCAAUUCCAGCGACGUGCCCUCUCUGCGCAGCUCUCCCGGAAACGCGUGAUCACUUAUUUAUCUCCUGUCCAUAUACCGGCGAUAUAUGGACUCAGGUAUUCGCUAGAUGCAACCCUCCCUCGCGGAUGUUUGCGGACUGGAACGAGCUCCUAUCCUGGAUCCGAACAGCUACGUCGAAGAGGAAGGUCCUGCUAAGGAAGCUGGCUUCUCAAGCGGUGAUCUUUCAUGUAUGGAAUCAGAGGAAUAACCUGAUUCACAAUGCUACUGCCCUGUCUGCUACAACCGUCUUCAUUUCUCUUGACAGGGAGUUGAGGAAUUUAAUCUCCUCUAGAAGAACCAAAAAACAUUUUAGCUCACUUAUGGCUUUAUGGAUUAGAUAG
Molecule: messenger RNA, 708 nt
Organism: Brassica napus (rape)
Lineage: Eukaryota; Viridiplantae; Streptophyta; Magnoliopsida; Brassicales; Brassicaceae
Exons: 1
Coding region: 1-708 (235 amino acids)
Source: RefSeq, a predicted model, not a curated record